AGCAAGAGCUACACGAGGGCGGGAUAACUUUGAGAGGGCCGUCUUAAAUCCCAGAACUCCUUUCAAAACCAGCAGAGGGAACCGACCAAGCAACGGUGUUCAGGAAAGGACCAGCCACCCGACGUUUCCAGACAACCAGCAACAAGCAGCGAUCCCCGGAAGAAAAACCCCAAGAUGGCCCCUAUCUGCAUCAAGACUGUUUUAAUCAGUGAAAGUGUCGAUCCUCGCUGCAAGGCGAUUCUGGAGGAAAAUGGCAUUCGAGUUACGGAAAAACCCAAUAUGAAAAGGGAUGAAUUAAUGGCGGAGAUUAAGGACUACGAUGGCCUUGUGGUCAGAUCUGCCACAAAGGUAACAGCUGAUGUCAUCGAUGCUGCUAAUCUAAAAAUCAUCGGAAGAGCUGGAACCGGCGUGGACAAUGUGGAUGUUGAUGCUGCCACCAAGAAGGGUAUUAUUGUCAUGAACACACCAAGCGGAAACACCAUCAGUGCUGCCGAGCUGACAUGUGCCCUGCUGAUGAGCCUCUCAAGAUUUGUGCCUCAGGCUGCCAUGUCGAUGAAGCAAGGGAACUGGGAUCGCAAAAAAUUCAUGGGUGCAGAGCUCUAUGGCAAGGUCCUUGGAAUAGUUGGACUUGGAAGAAUAGGAAAGGAAGUCGCCUCAAGAAUGCAAUCAUUCGGCAUGAGGACAAUCGGCUAUGAUCCAAUCACUCCUCCUGCGGUGACAGCCAGCUGGGGGGUGGAGCAGAUGUCCCUGGAGCAGUUGUGGCCACAGUGUCACUACAUCACUGUUCACACUCCUCUGAUGCCCUCUACUGUCGGUCUUCUUAACGAUGAAUCGUUUGCUAAAUGCAAGAAAGGAGUAAAGGUUGUCAACUGUGCACGAGGGGGCAUUAUCGAUGAGGACGCUCUCCUCCGAGCUCUGGAGUCCGGACAGUGCGGAGGAGCAGGGCUCGAUGUCUUUGUUGAGGAGCCUCCUAAGAACCGUCCAUUGGUCGACCACCCUAACGUGAUCAGCUGUCCUCACCUGGGAGCCAGCACGAAGGAGGCGCAGGCUCGCUGUGGGGAGGACAUCGCUCUGCAGAUUGUGGACAUGGUGAAGGGCAAGAAGCUGGUCGGAGCAGUAAAUGCAUCAGUUUUGGCCAGCACUUUCUCCCAGGAAUCUCACCAGCUGAUCAAACUCGGAGAAGCCGUUGGAGCCGUGCUGCAGUCAUGCACUUCUUCAAAGAAACCUUUCAAAAGUGUUCAAAUCUCUACUCAAGGGGAUUGCAUGAAGUCCUCCACUGGUUACAUGACUGCAUCAGUACUGGUUGGAUUGCUGGCCAAUGGAUCUGGCUCCUGCCCGAACCUAAUCAAUGUGCUCAGCCUUGCCAAGGAGUCUGGAAUCACGGUAAACCAGGCCCACUGCUCAUCUGAUGCGGCAGGUGGUGUGUGUACGGUGGAGAUCGUGGCCAACGGCAGCAGCUUCAAAGCCACUGGUUCAGUUCAGGGUGGCGUGCCGGUGCUGCUGGAGCUGAGUGGCAGUGUGUUCAGACAGCCGGUCUCUCUCACUGGAAACCUGCUGUUCUUUAAGGCCUCCGCAAGUCCACAGCUCCUGUCCUCGGUGGCUGGUAAGGAAUUUUAGGAUGAGGCUAUUUCC
Molecule: messenger RNA, 1632 nt
Organism: Notothenia coriiceps (black rockcod)
Lineage: Eukaryota; Metazoa; Chordata; Actinopteri; Perciformes; Nototheniidae
Gene: phgdh
Product: phosphoglycerate dehydrogenase
Exons: 11
Coding region: 175-1617 (480 amino acids)
Biological process (GO): L-serine biosynthetic process
Molecular function (GO): phosphoglycerate dehydrogenase activity; NAD binding
Source: RefSeq, a predicted model, not a curated record